Gongylonema pulchrum is the source of this 798-nucleotide messenger RNA. NCBI's taxonomy places the organism in Eukaryota, Metazoa, Nematoda, Chromadorea, Rhabditida, Gongylonematidae. The record is from the annotation of a GenBank genome assembly.
AUGUGUGCUUGCGAAUUAAAAAAUUACUUUGACAGGUAUCCGAAAUGGAUGCACACAUUUGAAAAUCAACUUUCACUGGAUUUUCGAACGAAACAGGACAACGCCUUAUUGCUGUAUGCAGAUGAUGGAGGUGUACAGGGAAAUUUUUACUCACUGACAAUUGCUAAUGGGAGGUUGCAGUUGGAUUUCAGGCUGGGUGAUGAGUCAAACGAUCUGUCCUCAGAAAGGCCUGUCAUAACGAUGCGGCUCAACGAUAUUGUGGUGAGCGACUAUCGCUGGCAUCGGUUAACGCUGUUUCAGGUUGCUUUUUUAAUGUGCCUGAUAAUGUUUCAGGACAUUCAUUUGUUGGGAGUGAUGAGUUCACCGCUAAAGCGACACACCAGAACGUUUGCUGGGGGUGUGAAGAAUUUGUUAUACAGAAUGUAUCCUCAAGGCGUGACCUCACCGCAACUUAUCGAAAGUGUAGGCAUGAGACAGUCGGAUGAGGAUUACUGCAAGCCAACAAAUAUCGCCGGCACUGAAGAUCAUUUCUGCAGGAAUAGCGGGAUUUGCUAUAGCACAAACGAAGGCCCUAAAUGUGACUGCUCAUUCACCGACUUCCAAGGAAGACGCUGCGAGCAGCCUCGUGCCGAUUCGGAAUUAUCAUUUUUUGGUCAAGAAUGGAUCGGAUACGAUGUGAGCAACAGUUCGGCAGCAGUGAUACGUUGCCGAUCCGAGAACAUAACACUAUCGUUCAAAACGGUGCAUGGAAGAGCGCUUCUGUAUAUCGGAGGCGAUCGCUCAUUUCACGAGCGGUGA